AGUUAACGUUGCCGCCGUGAAUCUUUUGAACCCUAAUAAUCAAACCAGUUGUCAGAGUGUACUAAAAAAAAAAGAACAACAGUUUUCAGAGAACCCCCGCCAAAUUGGCUUUCAACAAUGAAUACGCACCGUUUCGGAGCCCUAAUCCGAAACGCGAAGCGGUUCUAUUCGUCCUCACCCGCGAUCGCUAGACCAGAGAAAUUCUUCUUCGCCGACGACGGCGAACCCGGGAGCUCGGUUUUCCGGCACGCCCUGAAAUUCCAGCGGCCGGCGACGAUCAUGUGGGAGUGGAACAAGCAGUUGCUGAACUCCGGUAGCUUUAUUGGGACCGUCGAGCUUCCUUUGAAAAUUGUGGACACAAGGAAAACCGGUCGCUUUGGCGUUCACACUAUACUCUCCGUCAAUCGCACGGUUAGGAUACUACUGUUGAUGUGGGACGAGAUGGCAGAAAUGUCUCUACAACAUUUGAAACCAAAUGAUUUUAUCUAUGUUUCAGGUCCUUUAGGGUGUUAUACAAAGGCUCAUGAGGAUGGAGACCUCAGAACAUAUUACAAGGUCACAGUAGAAGAAUUGAAUUAUGUUGCCCGAGAUGGCCAAGGCCCAACCAGCCAGAAAGUCGAGGAGUCGCAAUUAGGAGCAGGUAGAGCUGACUUGGAGGGGUAUGAAAACCGCAAUUACUUGUGGCAAGUGUUUUUCACCAAUCCAUAUGAAUGGUGGGAUUUAAGGAAACGUAAGGUAAAUCCAAGACAGCCAGAUUUCACACACAAGGAUACUGGUGAAGCUCUCUGGUUGAGUCCAAAUGAUCCUCCAUGGAUUAAAAGGCAACUCCAGUUGCUUGAUACAAAAAUGGCAGAACAAGGCCAAGGUGAUUUCGGUUUGCGUUCCCGUGUCUCCAUGUGGGUUUAUGAUGAGUAGAGGCCAGUCUGGAGGCCUUGAAAGAACCAUCUGCUUUUGCGUAUUGGUCAUGUACAGGGUUUUACGAUCUUAGUCAUUGCAUCUAACUGGAAGGUCAAAGAAUGACAGAAGCAAUAUCAAAACUAGACAGGAAUUUGAGGUUUUUACGUCUCCAAGCAUAUUUCUCAAUCUCACUUAUGAAAAAAGAAAAGAAAAAAAAACAUAUAUAUAUUUAUAUAUCUCUCUCAAUCUCAGAGUUGCAGUGUGUUGAGCACUGAAUAUUCUGCAUUCAGUUCUCUCUACAGCAGGUUGCAGGUAUCCUAUACAUGACAAAAAUAUGAAUACAAGUCUUUUUCAUUUUAUGUAGUCUUUUUUUUUUCCUUUGUAUAGCCUGGCCACUUCAGGGGUCACUUCAUGAUUGCAAUAUCUAUACAUAAUGCAUCUCCACAAACUUGUUUCCUUCUUUAAAGUAAGUUUGGAUAAGAAAACUGUCUGAAACUUUCUGUUUAGAUUGAAUGAGAAUUUCUCAUUGAGGGAUAUUGGUUGACUUUCUUAGAAUAUUUAGAUUUCCUUUUGGCUUGCAUAUGCCUUUGCAUUAGGCUUUCCCACCUUGUAUGGGUACUUGACAUCAAAUGAACUAAGAAAAUUUAGAAGAAUAUUAGAAGGGGAAAAAAAACCGUUUUUAAUUCCCUCGAUUAUUGAUCAAAUAGACAAUAAAAUCCAGGUGAUUUAGGAAACAGGCAGGUUGGAGCUUGCCAGGAAAUCACCAACUUUGGCCACUUGUUUUGCCCCUUAGAAACAAAGAAUCUGAGCAUAAUCAAUGAUUUUGUUGUGAUAGGCUUAUAGCUAUAUUUACAGACAGUUUUUGCUUUCUGCAAACCCAGUAACAAAAUGUGGAAUACUUUAUUCAGGGUGAUCACUGUGAAGAUGACAUAUGACAUAUGUAUAGGUUUCAUGCAAUAAUUAAUUGGGGCACUCCUAAAGGAUGGGAUCAUUGCCAUGUUGAUGCCCUGUUGAGACAAUGAGUCGAGCAACAAAAGAUGAAGGGUGCCUUUUUCAGUACAUGGUAGAGGCUUCUAGUUCUAGUAGAGGGCUUUUGAAAAUUUGUAGGUUCUUAGAAUGGGAAGAAGAUGAUGAAGAUGGUGAUGAUGGCCAUGGCUACAUUAAACUUCAAGGUUUAUAAAUUGGA
Messenger RNA from Quercus lobata, 2083 nucleotides. Its product is annotated as protein OSB1, mitochondrial-like. Gene Ontology annotation, biological process: mitochondrial DNA replication; positive regulation of helicase activity. NCBI's taxonomy places the organism in Eukaryota, Viridiplantae, Streptophyta, Magnoliopsida, Fagales, Fagaceae. The transcript is spliced from 4 exons. The record is from RefSeq and is a predicted model, not a curated record. Gene Ontology annotation, cellular component: mitochondrial nucleoid. Gene Ontology annotation, molecular function: single-stranded DNA binding. Bases 118 to 915 code for a protein of 265 amino acids.